AUGGAUAACCGAUUAGAGAAAAAUGUAAACAAACUUAUUGAUCGAUACAAAAAAACAACAUAAUAGAUUGAUUAAAUUAUGCAAUAUGAUCCAAUUCCUCAGUAGCCUGCUACUUAUUUUACUGGAAGAUCUAGACCAAGUAGGAUUAAAGAUGAUGAGUAAACAUUCUUUUUUUUCUACAUUUAGUGAGGAUUCUUCAAAAGAAAGACGUAGACAAAGUGGUUCUUUAGAAUAGAUUAGUAGAUUACGAGAUACAUUGAAUGCUAAGGAACUUCAAGAAAAAGAAAAAUAUGAAAGAAUUAGGAUAUUAAAUUAGGAAUUGAAAGUAAAUUAAUAUUCAUAUUAAUUAGAUAACCUUAAAGGAUUAUAUGAAUAUCAAUAAAGAAUUAGAAAAUAAAUUACAGAUUAAAGAAAAAUAAAUUAAAUCUUUAGAAUCAGAAAAUAGAUUGAUGCAAGAUUAAUUAAAUAAAGGGGAUUAUAUCACUAAAGAGGUCAAGGUUAAAGUUGACACUCAAGAGAAAUAUCUUGAAGAAAUAUAAUAGCAAAAUCAUGUUCUUAGAUAAAAAUUGCAAGUUAAAAAAUAAAAAUUAGCUACAUUAAGAGAAUAAUUGAAAUAAGGAGAAACAAUAUUUGAAUAAUAAGGGUAAAAUUUUGGAAAAGAACUUGAAAGAGUAUAAUAGUUAUGUGAAGAAUUUUCAAAUGAAAUGUAAUUAUAAUAUUAAUAAUAUUAGAAAGAAUUAAGAAUAAUAAAAUAGAGGAUUGGAGGCAGAAUUAGACCAAUCUAAAAGUGAAUUAGCUAAUAGAGAUGAACAAAUUAGAUAUUUUGAAUAGUUAUUCUAAGAUGUACGUUAUAGAGAUUAUGAUCAAUAAUAAUAAAUAGAAAGUUUGAAUUAAUAACUAAAUUACUUAAAAUCUUAAUUAGAUCAAGCUAAUUAAAAAUGUGAAGAAUAUUAAAAUUAGCUAUCAAAAGCUGAAAAACAUCAAUAACGAAUAUAUUAAAAUUAAGAAGCAGAGAUUGAAAAAAGAUUAUCUCAGCAAAGUAAUCUCUUAGAAAAAAAAAAAUAAAAAAUUAUUGAAUAAAAAGCCUUAAUAGAUAAUUUACAUAUUAGAAUUAAAGAAUUUUAAAGAAUAUUAGAUAAUGAAGAGAAAAAUAGUAAUGUGUAUUUAUAAGAUUUAAAAAAAUUACAAGAUCUUAAUAGUGAAAUGAAUAAUUUAAAUGAUAAUUUAUAAAUUAAGUUAGUAAAUGCUGAAAAUAAAAUAUAAGAUCUAACUUAAGAGAUUUGUGAUCAAAAAUCUAUUAUGUAAUAAAAAAAAUUAAAAGCUGAAGAGCUUGAACUUAUAACCAGAUAAGAUUUUAGAACUAUUGAAUAAGUAAUAUAUUUAGUGAUUUCUUCUAGCUCAAACAUUAGGUCUUAAAUUUAUAAGAACAAUUAAGAAUGUUUUAAUAACAAUGUAGAGAUCUAGAGAACAUGUUACAAUUAAAAUAACAUGAAAAUGAUUAAACUAUGGAUGAAAUCGAAAUUAAGAUUGAUCAUCUAGUAAAAUCAUUGGCUUCAUCAAAAGAAGAAGUAAUAUAAUUUAAAACUCGAGAAAAUGAAUAUAAGUAAAAAAUAAAACUUUAAGAUGAAGAAAUACUUAAAUUAACACAAAAAUCUUCAAAAUAUAAAUAAUAAAUAGAACAAAGUUAAUAUUCACUUAAAUAAGUAAUGAAUAUUUAUUAUUAUUAUUAUAGAUAGAAGAAAAAGUUAAAAUUUAUGAAAAUGAAAGAGAAGUUAAAUAAAAAUAAGAUCUUUUAAAUAAAUAAGAUCAAUUUACAACAUAAAAUAAAUUAAGAGUAUUAGAUGAUAUUCAUUCUUUAAUAAAAAUGCAUAAAAAAUUUUGA
Messenger RNA from Paramecium pentaurelia, 1882 nucleotides. The record is from the annotation of a GenBank genome assembly. NCBI's taxonomy places the organism in Eukaryota, Ciliophora, Oligohymenophorea, Peniculida, Parameciidae.